Molecule: messenger RNA, 1035 nt
Organism: Epinephelus lanceolatus (giant grouper)
Lineage: Eukaryota; Metazoa; Chordata; Actinopteri; Perciformes; Serranidae
Product: CMRF35-like molecule 1
Cellular component (GO): plasma membrane
Molecular function (GO): transmembrane signaling receptor activity
Source: RefSeq, a predicted model, not a curated record
AUGAGGACCUCAGGGAUAUCUCUUGGCUUCUUCAAUGCUCCAGUUUUCUGUCUCUUCUGGCUAACAAAGCAUGCAGUGGACUCAGCCGAGCUGUCAGCUCCAGAGGUGGUAACAGGAGUGAUAGGAGGAUCUGUGACAGUCCAUUGCCAGUAUGACCGUCAGUUCAGAAACUACACAAAGUACUGGUGCAAAGGACAGAUAUAUGAGCUGUGUGAAAUAGUGGUGAAGACACCCAAGAUGCGAAAUAGUGAAAGACACUCCAUUGCAGAUGACAAGGAGGCAGGAGUCUUUACUGUGACUAUGACUUCUCUCAGGGAGAGUGAUAAAGAUAAGUACUGGUGUGUCAUCGCCAGACAUGGAAGGAACACCCACACUGGCGUCAGGCUGCGCAUCUCUGAGUCUGACACAGUGAUAACAACAACCGCUGCCACCACAACAGCCAAAACACCUGAAGAAGAUGAAGUAAGUUGGUGGGCGACUCUACGUUGGAUCCUCUUUAUUUUAAUGUUAUGUUGUUUGGUGUCGACACACGUCAUUGUGUGGAGGAUAAAGGCUGCAGGGAAAACACAGCUGCAACAUGAAGUUCAAUAUCAGAACACAAAUAUCUAUGCUUGAAAGUCAUGGGUGAAUUAUAAACUUAUUCAUGCAUCAGCUACAAAACUAUUCCUCCAGUGGAAAUUCUAUCAGUGUGUGAAUUAAACAAAGAACCGAACCAAGUGGAAAAAGUGGCUUUCAGGCUCUUUUUCCUUUGGUAUCUGAAUGAUUAAAACCUAAUUAAUUUCAGUGGCAGGGCCUGAGAUAACUUUGGGUCCAAAUUUAAAAUAUCCAAUCAUGUUAAAAUUAGCACCUCUGGAGGAGUGAGGGUUUGGGGUUUUAUUUAAUUUAUUUGCAGAGCUUAUAAGGACCAUCAUAGAGGUUGAUAUUCUUUUAGGUUUAACCUUCAGUUUCACACAUAAAUGUCUUGAAUGUUAUAAAUGUCAACUCUUGUUUUGUCCUGGAUUUAAAAGACAAAGCACGGACAAAUAAGGAAGUUGA